This is a messenger RNA of Cornus florida, 1054 nucleotides long. RefSeq names its product probable voltage-gated potassium channel subunit beta. Lineage: Eukaryota; Viridiplantae; Streptophyta; Magnoliopsida; Cornales; Cornaceae. The record is from RefSeq and is a predicted model, not a curated record. The transcript has 4 exons. Bases 1 to 987 code for a protein of 328 amino acids.
AUGCAGUACAACAACCUCGGCCGGUCGGGGCUCAAAGUGAGCCAACUCUCCUACGGCGCAUGGGUCACCUUCGGCACCCAGCUCGACGUCAGCAACGCCAAAUCGAUCCUCCAAUGCUGCCGAGACAACGGCGUGAACUUCUUCGACAACGCCGAGACCUAUGCCAGCGGCCGAGCUGAGGAGAUCAUGGGCCAAGCCAUCCGUGAGCUCGGCUGGAAGCGGUCGGACGUGGUGGUCUCGACCAAGAUCUUCUGGGGCGGGGCUGGACCCAACAACUCGGGCUUGUCUCGGAAGCACAUAAUCGAAGGCACAAAGGCCUCGCUGAAGAGGCUGGACAUGGAGUAUGUGGAUUUGAUAUAUUGCCACCGACCGGAUUUAGAGACUCCGAUGGAAGAGACGGUGAGGGCCAUGAAUUACGUGAUUGAUCAUGGGUGGGCUUUCUAUUGGGGGACCAGUGAGUGGUCGGCCCAGCAGAUCACAGAAGCGUGGGGUGUGGCUCGGAGAUUGGAUCUUAUUGGGCCCAUUGUGGAGCAACCCCAAUACAAUUUGUUUCAUAGGCACAAGGUUGAGUCAGACUAUCUCCCACUGUACAAUAAUUAUGGCAUAGGGCUUACCACAUGGAGUCCACUUGCAUGUGGAGUUCUGACUGGGAAAUAUAAUAAGGGAGACAUUCCACCUGAUAGUCGGUUUGCAUUAGAAGGUUACAAGGAUGACGCUAAAGAAGCGUUGGCGGAGGAUGUUCUGAACAAGGUUAAUGGAUUAAAACCAAUUGCCGACGAACUCGGGGUGCCUUUAUCUCAACUUGCCCUUGCUUGGUGUGCAGCAAACCCUAAUGUCUCGUCCGUUAUUACCGGUGCCACUAAGGAGUCUCAGAUUCAAGAGAAUAUGAAGGCUGUCAAUGUCAUUCCAUUGUUGACACCUCCUGUGAUGGAGAAGAUUGAGGCUGUCGUUCAAAGCAAACCGAAGGGUCCUGCUUCGUAUAGGUAAACAGCACAGGAUGUAAUUCCAUUUUUACCCUGCAGUCUCUGUGGUUUAUUUGUACCACAAUGCAGGG